AUGAAUGAACAAAUGCAGCGUUUGGUCCAUGAGCCCGACGAAAGACCUAUUGUCAGCGCCAAACAAAACGCCAUGCCCCGACUGAUCUGGAAAAAGGGUGCCUUGGUGAUUAAGGCCCUUCCCCAAACGGAUUUGAUUAAAGCGGACAAGAAAGCCAUCACUGACCUUUUCAUCAACCUGGACAUUGCGCUCAAGUUUGGGUUGGUGGUCGAAAAGACCAGUCAAGGCAGGACCUGGUAUCCAUUGGGGCCCAAUAUGCAAUACACGCUGCCUACCAAGACGUACGAUUCGACCACCCAACCCGCCGGCAAUCAGUUUCGCAGGGCCUACAACUGGGAAGGUGCGCAGUACAUGGGUGUCAAUCCCACCUUAAUGUUUGGCGAUAUUGUAGCCAGUAUUGAACAUGAUCCCAUGCAAGUGGUGACCCAGGAUGGUGUGAAGUUUUUGCAAUUGUCCUUGAUAGUGGAAUGGCAGUUGAAUAACCUGGAUGCCUCGUUUGAAAAGAUCGUGGAGACUCGCAAACGUACCGUCAUGGUCUAUUCGGAUCUCGUCGAAUCCACCGUGGUGAGCAGUGGCAAGUAUCCCCUGUUACGGGAAGUGCAAUUGUUGAGAACCGGCGAUGGGGAAAGUACGGCAGAACCCUUGCACCACCAAUGGAUCAAAGUGCGAGGAAAUCAACUAGAGAUCUUGGAAGUGGAGAUUGCCAGUACCAGUGGACCCCUGGCCAUCUUACCCCCGGGCAAAACCCUGGUGACCAUUGGUCUCAAACAACUAUAA
This is a messenger RNA of Porites lobata, 777 nucleotides long. Lineage: Eukaryota; Metazoa; Cnidaria; Anthozoa; Scleractinia; Poritidae. The record is from the annotation of a GenBank genome assembly.